Messenger RNA from Linepithema humile (Argentine ant), 1554 nucleotides. RefSeq names its product juvenile hormone epoxide hydrolase 1. Gene Ontology annotation, molecular function: epoxide hydrolase activity. NCBI's taxonomy places the organism in Eukaryota, Metazoa, Arthropoda, Insecta, Hymenoptera, Formicidae. The record is from RefSeq and is a predicted model, not a curated record. Gene Ontology annotation, biological process: epoxide metabolic process.
UUCAGUCGUGUCCAGUCGUACACUUUACGUUAAACGAGACAGACGCACGAUGUGGAAAACUACAACGGUGAUUUUGGUUAUCACCAUCGGCAUAGCUUUUCUGUUCCGCUCUAAUCCCGUCACAGAAAUACCGAACUUGCCCGAAACUUUCUGGGGUCCGGAAAAAAAUAAAGGAGCAUCGAAGGAAAUACGACCUUUUGUCAUUAAUAUAUCAAAGUCGGUAAUCGACGACUUGAACGAACGACUUGCAAAAAGAAGAGAAUUAGUGGAACCAUUGGAAGAUGCUGCUUGGACUUACGGUAUCAGUUCGACAUAUUUGAAAGAUAUUCUUGAAUAUUGGCAAACAAAAUAUAAUUGGUCUCAACGGCAAGCGCUUCUAAACAAGUAUCCUCAGUACGUGACCAAUGUACAAGGUCUGGACAUACAUUUUUAUCAUGUGAAACCACAUAUUCCACCGGAGCGAAAAAAUAUAAAAGUUCUUCCAUUGUUAAUUUCACAUGGUUGGCCAGGAUCCGUGGUGGAGUUUCAAAAAAUUUUGCCUAUAUUAACGACACCGCGUCCUGACAAAGACUUUGUAUUUGAGGUGAUAGCACCUUCACUUCCGGGAUAUGGAUUCUCGCAAGCGGCUGUACGACCAGGAAUGGGCCCGGCACAGAUAUCUGUUGUAUUCAAAAAUCUUAUGUUGCGUCUUGGCUUCAAGAAAUUCUACGUACAGGGAGGAGAUUGGGGUUCGGCUAUUUCCGCACAUUUAGCUGCUCUCUUUCCAGACAAUGUUUUUGGUGGUCAUUUAAAUAUGUGUAUGGGUAUAAUGAGCAAGUCUAACCUUUUUUGGAGAUUGCUCGGUGCUUUUAUCCCAUCACUCGUAGUCGAGAGCGAACAUUAUUCUAAAAUGUAUCCUUUGGGAUCUCACCUGAGUUAUAUCCUUGAAGAAUCAGGAUACAUGCAUUUACAGGCUACUAAACCAGAUACUAUAGGUACUGCUGUGGCAGCUUCACCAGCGGGAUUGGCAGGAUAUAUCUUGGAAAAGUUUAGUACAUGGACAAACAAAGAAUAUAAAUCUCGUGCUGAUGGCGGUUUGCUCGAGAAAUUCACUUUAGAUGAACUUUUAGAUAACAUUAUGCUGUAUUGGGUUACAAAUUCUCUUACUACGAGCGUUCGACUUUACUCCGAAAACUUUAGUGCGAAACACUAUAAAACCAAAAUAGAUGAAUUGCAAAUUAAUGUGCCAAUGGCAUGUGCGGUGUUCCCUCACGAGCUCUUCUAUCAACCGGAGAGCCUACUUCACGACAAAUAUACCAAUCUGAUACAAUUUAACCAUUUAUCACGUGGAGGUCAUUUCGCCGCAUUCGAAGAGCCGGCUUUGUUAGCAGAUGAUGUUUUUGAAUUUGUGUCCAAGGUCGAAGAUAUCAAGAAGAAAACUAGUAAUAAAGACAUGCCCAACGCAGGAAAGAAGAUAAAAAAGCCUAUCAAAAUUUAAGUGAAUUUUAUAAAUUAUAUUUUGUUACCUACAAUUAAAAACAAUAAAUAAAUUAAAAACAUAAUGUUGUAGAUCGA